UAGUUUACAACCAAAAAAACAAAUAAACAACCACCGUGCAGCGCAAAGGGCUUCAAAACCAGUAUUUUAAUUAUAAAAAAAAAAAGGAAGAAAAACAUAGAAUAGAAGAAGAUCGUAACCUCCCCGCAAAAAAAAAAAGAGUUCGUAACCCUAACUCUCCAAUUUACAAUCCGAAGAAUUUGCUGUAAUUACAAAAGAAAUUCCAUCUUUCUCUACCGAUUUACUGAUUUACCGAUUACAUAUUACAUAUUACGGAAAGUUCGAUUUCCUGCAUCAAUUCCAGUUAUUUUCGAGGAAGAUAAUUGAAGGAAUAUUUCGCCUAUUCCAAAAAAUUGAAGGUAAUUUUACUAUCUAUUAUAAUUUAUCAGGGAGCUUCUCUAAGCAGUAAAUUUCUCUUACAAGAUGGCUGGGACUUCAAGAUUUGGUGCCCUUGCACCCAGAACUAAGAAUGUGAUAGUUGCUGGGGGGCUGACAACUUUUGUCUUUGGAGUGUACUUCUACACCAUGCGAGCUGUUGGAGGUACUGAUGAACUUCAGGUAGCCAUUGAUAAGUUUGAAGAAAAGAAACACCAUGAUGAGGCCAAAGCAAACUAGCACAGAAUCUUGAUCCUGCACUUAUAUGGCAACCUGUGGAUGAUAAAAUUUUGAACUUUGUAGCACUAAGUUUUGGCUGGAUUCUAAAGUGAACUGUUUUGUUUUGCUGUUGCUAUAUUUAAAAAAACAUGUAGGAUUCUACACGGGCUGUAGCUUGACUGAUAAAGUAUGAGCAAAAAUGUUCAACAAUUAAAGUAUAUAGCAUAAGGAAAUAAGUGCUGUUGAA
Molecule: messenger RNA, 820 nt
Organism: Beta vulgaris subsp. vulgaris (sugar beet)
Lineage: Eukaryota; Viridiplantae; Streptophyta; Magnoliopsida; Caryophyllales; Amaranthaceae
Exons: 2
Coding region: 403-594 (63 amino acids)
Source: RefSeq, a predicted model, not a curated record